Mobula hypostoma (lesser devil ray) is the source of this 2592-nucleotide messenger RNA. RefSeq names its product pumilio RNA-binding family member 3 (gene pum3). The transcript has 18 exons. NCBI's taxonomy places the organism in Eukaryota, Metazoa, Chordata, Chondrichthyes, Myliobatiformes, Myliobatidae. Bases 175 to 2073 code for a protein of 632 amino acids. The record is from RefSeq and is a predicted model, not a curated record. Gene Ontology annotation, biological process: regulation of translation. Gene Ontology annotation, cellular component: nucleolus. Gene Ontology annotation, molecular function: mRNA binding.
CUGGGUGCGUCCAGGCCACCGCUGUACCCCUGCAUGCUUCGCGGAUCGGUAUAGUUCCCCAGCCUGGAGGUUGGGGUCCACUGCACCACUCCAACCUCCGAUGACUCAGCCUAACACACCAUCAUCAGUGUGCUCGGCGCUGUCUUCCCGACUCUGAUUGGCCUGAGUGAUAUCAUGGUGCUUAAAGGUAAAAGGUUAUCUGGGAAAGGUGGAAGUACGCCACCUGGAAAGAGCAGAGUUAAAAAGUUUGACAGAUCUAAAAAUGUUUCAUCAGGUGAACCUGGGAAAGGCAAUUCAAAGUUCAAGUCUCAAAAGUUUGAGAAGAAGGCAAAGUUUAAUACCACUGGAAAAGUGAAAAAAAUUAAGGGACAACAGCAAACUGGAAAAAAGAGGAAGCAAUUGAGUGAAAAUGAAGAGGGAACGGCUGGAAAGAAACCCAAGUGGAAUGAUUUCAAAAAACAAAAGAAGGAACUAAAAGUGAACAGACAACAGGACAAGAAAACUAAUUAUGAUCUAAUAAACCGAUCAAAGCAGAUCUGGGAAAGUGUAAGAAGAAAAGACUGCAGUAAAGAGAAAAAAGCAGAACUUAUGAAAGAAUUGCAGGAUCUAGUCCAUGGAAAUAUUAAAAAUAUUGCAUUUUCACAUGAUUCUGCCCGAAUAAUCCAGUGUUAUCUUCAGUUUGGUGAUGAAGAACAAAGGCAAGAGGCCUUUGAGGAGUUGAAAGAGCAUCUGAUUGCCUUGAGUAAAUCCAAGUAUGGCAGACAUAUUGUGAAAAAAAUUCUAAUGUAUGGAAAUAAGAAACAAGUAGCUGAGGUAAUUAAAAGCUUCAAAGGUGAAGUGAAGAGGCUGCUGCGACAUUCCGAGGCAUCAGCGGUUGUGGAAUAUGCGUAUAAUGACAAAGCAGUAUUAGAACAAAGGAAUAUGUUAACUGAAGAGCUAUAUGGAAAUACAUUCAUGAUUUGCAAGUCAUCAUUUUGUUCAACAUUGGAUAAAGUGCUGGAGUCUAAUCCUGACAAACGAGAAGGAAUAAUGGAAGAAAUGAAAAAGAUCCUCACACCUAUGGCACAAAAAGAGGCAGUAAUAAAGCACACACUGGUACACAAAGCAUUUUUGGAUUUCUUCACAUACUGUCCCGACAAAAUGAGAACGGAAAUGAUUGAAUCGAUGAGAGAAGCAGUCAUCUACAUGGCACAUACGCAUGAUGGGAGCAGAGUAGCCAUGCAUUGUUUAUGGCAUGGAACACCCAAAGAUAGAAAAGUUAUUGUGAAGACAAUGAAGACAUAUAUUGAGAAGAUUGCUACUGGUGAAUUUUCUCAUUUGGUUCUCAAAGCAGCAUUUGACUGUAUAGAUGAUACAAAACUUGUAAAACAGAUAAUUCUGUCAGAGAUUAUCAGUUCCUUGCCAAAUUUAAUCAACAAUAAAUAUGGCAAGAAGGUGUUGCUCUACCUACUAAGCCCAAGGGACCCUGCACAUAAUGUGCCAGAAAUUAUUAAGCUUCUACAACAAGGUGAUGGCAAUGCUCACAGUAAGAAAGAUACAAGCAUUCGUCAUCGUGAGCUGCUAGAAGCCAUCUCACCACAUUUGCUGCAGUAUUUGCAGGAGAAUGCACGUGAUAUGGUGAUGAAUAAAGCCACAAGUGUCAUUGUGGUAGAUAUUCUUGGCUGUGCCAUUGGCGAUGUGCAGCCUUCCAUGAAUGCUAUAGCUAACAUCGCUGCAGAACCUUUUAAGCCUGGAGGCAACAAUGGCGAGCCCCAUAUGGCAGAGCAUCCAGCGGGUCACCUUGUCCUUAAAUGGUUAAUAGAGCAAGAUAAAAAGAUGAAAGAACUUCAAAAGACAGAAUGCUUUGCCAAAACUUUAGUGGAGCAUGUUGGCAUUAAGAAUCUGCAGACCUGGACACAAGUAAACCGUGGAGCAAUUGUACUUUGCAGUCUUCUUCAAAGUAACAAUGACGAUGUAGCCCUCGAAGUGAAGAAAGGUUUAAAGGACCUUAUUCCCAAGUUCAAGAAAAUGAAAAAUGUGAAGGGUGUGGAAAUAUUGUUAGAAAAAUUGACUGCCAGUAGUGUAAAGCCCUGAUUAAAAGCAGCUGAAAACAAAUUUGUGAAACUUUAGACAAAAGCUAAUUGACUGUUUAUUACUAUAAACUUUUGUAUAUUGGAAAGAGAAUAGCUAUUUUCUUCACAAUGUUUGUUGCGUCAGACAAACUAUUCCAUUAGGCUCUACAUUUCACCGAAUGAUGUCUUCAAGAGAAUCUUGGAAAUGUUGUAAGGUACAGUUGUGCCGUCUUGGUGCACCAGCGCCUUCGAGGUGGCUUUUGGAGCAAUGAAGCUUCUGUCGUCUUGAAUUUGCAGUACAUUGCAGUUUAUAAUUGAUAGAUUUGUGAAUUAAAAGCAAAAAAAAACUGAAUUUUAAAAUUAAUAAUUUCUUUUAAAUAUAAAUUAUUUGGGAAGACUAGAUGCUACCAACUACCAACCUUUUUAUUGCUCGUUAUAUAAAUCAUGUUUGGGAAAGUUUUACCUAUUCUACUUUUAUAAUUGGAUGCUAUUAUUCUUAUGUAAUAAUAGUAAAAUGUUUCAUUUAUUUAUGUAAAAAUAA